Messenger RNA from Plutella xylostella (diamondback moth), 4999 nucleotides. NCBI's taxonomy places the organism in Eukaryota, Metazoa, Arthropoda, Insecta, Lepidoptera, Plutellidae. The record is from RefSeq and is a predicted model, not a curated record.
AAUCACUCAAUAUAAGUGCAAAGGUAAUAUAAAAAAUACUGUGGGCUGGCGUCUGAAAUAAAAAAACACUAGCUUGUACAUACGUGUCUGCGCGAAGUGUUAUGGGAAUAUCAAUUUUAUUUGUAUGCCGAUAAAGGAAUCAAUGUGGGAUUUUAAAAAAUGAACAAGUCUCGACCAGUUUUCACCUAACACAAGUGUGUUUGGUUUAAUCUCGAUAAAGAUUGGGAUCGUGUACAAAAAAUACCCCCGAAAACCGCAUUCCGCGUAUAUAAAACGCGCUGCAUGUCAGAUCUCAAACAUAUCAGCCUGGCUCUCUACUGAGUGAGUUUAUAAUUAUUGUGUAUUGUGCUACAUAGAUACCUGCAGCGUCCAGACAUAUGAAUCCAUCAACAAUAAUUGACGACUGCGACUACACGAUGAAAAAUUACUAUUAUCCGAGCCCUAGUGAUGAUGAAAUACUAUCACCAUCACUUCUCCUGAAAAAACCGACUAAACGGAUUCACGAAAAUAUUGAUUCAUAUUUUGAAACUCCCUCGAAGAAAUCUAAGAGCAAAACAUUAUCUUCGACGGUCGGGCGUGCUGCCUGCGGGGGUAUUUCAUAUAUAUCCACCAAUGAAGACGACGGAUCUAAAGCGUCACACCUCAUAAAAAUUGAAAUGUACGAUAUGAAAAAAUUGAAAGAUUUACCACCCAGCGAACAUUGGAAAAAAGCUGAUAUGCGAAUCAAGCUGUAUUGCACCUCUGAUCAUAUUCUUUUCCAUGAUACUAAUCAACUCAUGUUUUCUAUAACAAAACAAAUAGCUACAAAGACAGAUUGCAAAAAAUAUUUUCUCGAGACAUCGAAGUAAAAAUAAUAAUGUACCACGACCCCCGGCGCACAGACCACACACAACUGCUACACUACCGAGACGCCCCUCUAUUUCCUUCGUACUAUAUAAACACGCGACAUUGAACUGUGACUACACUUCCCUUCUCAAACUCAGCUGCAAACAUGGAUCUCUCUCUCGAUUCGUCAAGCUACGAUGCAGAGCUACUGAAGGCUUUAGCUGACUACGAAAAUCAGGAAACAUUAACUGGAAAUGGAAGAAAAAGAAAAUGGGGUGAUGUCAUCACCCCUUCAACGUCGGCCGCUGCAACGAACAACGACCCCUCCCAGGCAGCCCUCCAGGCAACACCUCUAGAAGAAGAUACCCCUCCAGGCAACAAAAUUAAAUGUGAUGCGUGUCAAGUUCACAUUGGGAAGAGGUACUUUUCACGUCAUUUAAAUAGCAAAUUACAUAGGGAAAAGGUUUUAAGAAACCAUGAAACAUUAGAAAAUGUGAAAAUAAUUGAAAGCGCAUUUGGACAACGAGUGAAAUCCUAUCGUAUUCAGCUCGACUCAUCUAAUUUAAAUAGUUCUGUAUCAACAGAUUGUGUAAUAACACCCGAGGUAUACUUCGAAAAAAUUAAAAAUAAAAUAUUUAAACUACUAAUGGAUAACAUAGAUUGCCAUUCAUUCAUCAAAGUAAAUUUUGUUUUACACGCAGAAUUCAUUCAAAUCACUAAAGAUUUAGUUAAUUCUUUCGAUUUCCAGGGAUAUAAUUAUAGUUUUUGCAAGGGGGAUGAUAUUGAGUUAGAUUUUGAACAAGUUGUUGUUGAGUUUUCCAACAAAUUAGGCGAAUUCGAAAAAAAGGACAGUGGAUGGAGUCUAAAAAAAAUCUUAUAUGUUGAUAUGAACGUAAAUAAAUUUAAUCCAUUGCGGGGCUCAUCAUAUAUUGAUUUACCAAUUGAUAUCAAACAUAAAAAAGCAGUACUAAACAUAAAAAACUCAGAUUAUGAAUGUUUUUCGUGGGCUGUGUUAGCGGGGUUAUACCCCGUAAAUAAAAAUGCAGAGAGAGUGGCAGCAUAUUUACCCAACAAAAACAAAUUAAAUUUUGGUGACAUAAAUUUUCCAGUAAAACUACGAGAUGUGAAAAAAUUUGAAAAUUUAAAUAAUAUGAGCAUUAAUGUUUUUGGAUUAGAAUACAAUAAUGAAACAAAGAAAAAUGAAAUCAUAGGCCCCUUACAUUUCACGAAACAUCGAAUGCCUACUCAUCUAAAUUUAUUAUAUUUAACAAAUGGCUCGAAUGGUCAUUAUUGCCUCAUAAAAAACAUGUCUCGAUUACUUAGCAAGCAGAUAACCACAUCAAAUGAAGCAAUUCAUAUUUGUGAUGGGUGUCUUUUACAUUUCUCAAACAAAGAGCAUCUCAAUCUGCAUCAAAAAAAUGAUUGCGUUAAUAUACGAACUGAAUUACCUAGUGCACGAAACACAAAACCCAACUGGUUUGGAGAGCACACGAGUAGUGAUAAGUUAAAAUUCGAUAAAUAUGACAGACAGAUGAGAGUGCCCUUUGUGGUGUAUGCAGACUUUGAAGCGUUUGUUACGCCAAUACCAUCAUGCGAUAAUGAUCCCGAGAAGUCGCAUACAAAUAACAUUCAAAAACAUAAUGUUUACAGUUUCGGUUACUAUCUAAAAUGUGCGUAUGAUGAUAAACUUUCCAAGUACCAAACUUAUAUGGGUGAAGAUUGCCCUAACGUAUUUCUAAAAUAUUUAAAAAAAGAUUUAGAGCUCAUAACUAAAAAAAAUUCUUUUGUUAAAUCACCUUUGCCAUUGACGGAUGAAGAUAAACUUAAUAUAUCUCAAAGUCAACAGUGCUAUAUUUGCAGUAAAGAUUUAAAUCAUGAUGCCACCAUUGAUCAUAAUUGGCACACUGGAGCUUAUAGUGGAGUUGCGCACAGCAUGUGUAGUUCAAAAUACAAUCCACCUAGAUUUUUACCUGUAUUUCUACAUAACUUAAGCAAUUAUGAUGCACAUUUUAUCGUACAUGCAUUAAACUUUGAUUCAGGAAAAAUCGAUAUUAUACCCCAAAACAAAGAAAAAUAUAUUUCUUUUUCUAAACAAAUUAAAGUGAAUAACCAUAAUGUUAGCUUGAGGUUUCUCGAUUCGUUUAAAUUUAUGGCUAGCAGUCUAGAUAAGUUGGCUCAAAAUUUGAGGUCUGAUCAAUUUAAUGAGCUCAAAAGAGUAUUUCCAAAGGAGGACGAUUUCAAACGAUUAAUAAAAAAAGGUAUAUAUCCCUAUGAAUACACCACGUCUUUUGAUAGUUUAAAAUGUACAUCUUUGCCUGAUAAAGAAGAUUUUUAUAACUCAUUAACUAACACAAAUGUUUCUGAUGAAAAUUAUAAACAUGCCCAGGACAUAUGGACACAUUUUAACUGUCAUGAUAUGAGUGAUUAUUCGAAUUUAUAUUUAAAAACCGAUGUGUUGUUGUUAGCCGACAUCUUUGAAAAUUAUAGGAAUGUUUGUUCUAAGACGUAUGGAUUAGACCCAGCACAUUAUUUUACUGCACCGGGAUUAAGUUGGGACGCUAUGUUAAAGUAUACACAAAUUGAAUUGCAGCUUUUGACUGAUUUUGAUAAAAUAUCUUUUAUCAAAAAAGGUAUACGGGGUGGUAUUUCCCUAUGUAGCAAUAGAUAUGCGAAAGCGAAUAAUAUUUUCAUGAAUGACUAUGACAGUCGAGUACCACCUUCGUUUUUGAUUUAUCUUGACGCUAACAAUUUGUAUGGGUGGGCUAUGUCACAAUAUCUUCCGACAGGUGAAUUCGAAUGGGUAGAAGAAAGUGUCAAUUAUAAUAUACCUGAUAAUUCUGAAUAUGGUUAUAUAUUAGAAGUUGACUUGAUAUAUCCUCAUCAUUUACACGAUUCUCACUCCGAUUUGCCUUUCUGUCCUGAAACAAUUUGCACGCCAAACAGUAACGAAAAAAAAUUAGUACCAAAUUUAAAAAACAAAAUAAAAUAUAUCAUUCACUAUAGAAAUCUUAAACAAUGUAUUGAAAACGGUUUAGAACUAACUAAAAUUCACAGAGUUUUAAAAUUCAAACAAAGUGACUGGUUAAAAAAAUAUAUUGAUUUGAAUACUUCAAUGAGAACUUCAGCCGUAACUGAUUUUGAAAAAGACUUUUUCAAAUUAAUGAAUAAUGCCAUAUUUGGUAAAACAAUGGAAAACAUAGAAAAACGUGUGAAUGUUCACUUAGUUACGCAAUGGGAAAAUAAUGGGAAAAUUCAAGGUGCACAAAGUUUAAUUGCCCGACCAGAAUUUCACAGUGCAUCAUGUUUUUCUGAAAAUUUGAUUGCAGUUCAAUUAAAUAAAACAAAACUUUUAUAUGAUAAACCAAUUUAUCUCGGCUUUUGCAUUCUGGAUAUUUCCAAAACACUGAUGUACAAGUUUCACUACUCAUAUAUGAAAAACAAAUUUAACGAUAGGUUAAAAUUGAUGUACACUGAUACUGAUAGUUUAAUAUAUCACAUUCAAACCGAAAAUUUAUAUAGCGACAUAAAGUCAAAUUUAAAAGACUAUUUUGAUACAUCUGAUUAUUCAAUCGAUAAUCGUCAUAAUUUUCCACUUGUUAACAAAAAAAAGAUAGGAUUUUUUAAAGAUGAAAAUAAUGGAAAUAUUUUCAGAGAAUUUGUAGGUUUACGUUCAAAAAUGUAUGCAAUCGAGGUAGAGAAUGAUUUUAUUGCUAAGGCGAAGGGCAUAAAUAAAUCUGUAACUAAGACGUUUCAGCUAAAUGACUAUAAAAGAUGUCUAUUUAAUCAAACCCGAAAAAUCGAUUGUAUGUUAAGAUUUAAAUCAAUAAAACAUGUUAUAUUUACACAAAAAUGCUCCAAAAUUUCACUGUCUCAUAAUGAUACGAAGCGAAAAUUAUUGGAAAACUCAACCGAUACUGUUGCCUGGGGGCAUUAUAAGAUGUCUGAAUAAUUUUUUAGUUUUUGUAGUUUUAAAAAUAGUUUAAGAUUUUUAACAUUGUUGUGUGUGUCUGUGUCUGUGCUAUGCUUCUGCAUAUAUGUUUUUUGUAUUGUGUGUACUAAUUAUUCUAUUUAGUUUUAAAUAACCAAUAAGCGUGUUUAGUUUGUAUGUAGGUUUAUUUUUAGUGUGUAGCUUAAGAUUAAAUCAUAAAAUAAAUUUAUAUUUUUAUAAACACAA